Messenger RNA from Lipotes vexillifer (Yangtze River dolphin), 1428 nucleotides. RefSeq names its product tripartite motif containing 62 (gene TRIM62). NCBI's taxonomy places the organism in Eukaryota, Metazoa, Chordata, Mammalia, Artiodactyla, Lipotidae. Gene Ontology annotation, molecular function: zinc ion binding; protein binding. The record is from RefSeq and is a predicted model, not a curated record. The transcript has 5 exons. Bases 1 to 1428 code for a protein of 475 amino acids.
AUGGCGUGCAGCCUCAAGGACGAGCUGCUCUGCUCUAUCUGUCUGAGCAUCUACCAGGACCCGGUGAGCCUGGGCUGCGAGCACUACUUCUGCCGCCGCUGCAUCACCGAGCACUGGGUGAGGCAGGAGGCUCAGGGCGCCCGCGACUGCCCCGAGUGCCGGCGCACGUUUGCCGAGCCCGCGCUCGCGCCCAGCCUCAAGCUGGCCAACAUCGUGGAGCGCUACAGCGCCUUCCCGCUGGACGCCAUCCUCAGUGCACGCCGUGCCGCGCGACCCUGCCAGGCACACGACAAGGUCAAGCUCUUCUGCCUCACGGACCGCGCGCUGCUCUGCUUUUUCUGCGAUGAACCCGCGCUGCACGAGCAGCACCAGGUCACGGGCAUCGAUGACGCCUUCGAGGAGUUGCAGAGGGAGCUGAAGGAGCAGCUUCAGGCCCUUCAGGACAGUGAGCGGGAGCACACGGAGGCGCUGCAGCUCCUCAAGAGACAGCUGGCGGAGACCAAGUCUUCCACCAAAAGCCUGCGGACCACCAUUGGGGAGGUCUUUGAGCGGCUGCACCGGCUGCUGCGGGAACGGCAGAAGGCCAUGCUGGAGGAGCUAGAGGCAGACACGGCCCGCACACUGACUGACAUUGAGCAGAAAGUCCAGCGCUACAGCCAGCAGCUGCGCAAGGUGCAGGAGGGGGCCCAGAUCCUGCAGGAGCGGCUGGCUGAAACUGACCGACACACCUUCCUGGCCGGGGUGGCCUCGCUGUCUGAGCGGCUCAAAGGGAAAAUCCAUGAGACCAAUCUGACCUACGAAGACUUCCCAACCUCCAAGUACACAGGCCCCCUGCAGUACACCAUCUGGAAGUCCCUGUUCCAGGACAUCCACCCAGUGCCAGCCGCCCUGACCCUGGACCCGGGCACCGCCCACCAGCGCCUCAUCCUGUCCGACGACUGCACCAUCGUGGCCUACGGCAACCUGCACCCACAGCCGCUGCAGGACUCACCGAAGCGCUUCGAUGUGGAGGUGUCGGUGCUGGGCUCUGAGGCCUUCAGUGGCGGCGUCCACUACUGGGAGGUGGUGGUGGCGGAGAAGACCCAGUGGGUGAUCGGGCUGGCACACGAAGCCGCGAGCCGUAAGGGCAGCAUCCAGAUCCAGCCUAGCCGCGGCUUCUACUGCAUCGUCAUGCACGAUGGCAACCAGUACAGCGCCUGCACCGAGCCCUGGACGCGGCUCAAUGUCCGCGACAAGCUCGACAAGGUGGGCGUCUUCCUGGACUACGACCAAGGGCUGCUCAUCUUCUAUAACGCCGAUGACAUGUCUUGGCUGUACACCUUCCGCGAGAAGUUCCCCGGCAAGCUCUGCUCCUACUUCAGCCCCGGGCAGAGCCAUGCCAAUGGCAAGAACGUGCAGCCACUGCGGAUCAACACGGUCCGCAUCUAG